Messenger RNA from Oreochromis aureus, 6541 nucleotides. RefSeq names its product olfactomedin-like 2Ba (gene olfml2ba). The transcript has 9 exons. The record is from RefSeq and is a predicted model, not a curated record. NCBI's taxonomy places the organism in Eukaryota, Metazoa, Chordata, Actinopteri, Cichliformes, Cichlidae. Gene Ontology annotation, biological process: signal transduction. The coding region runs from base 407 to 3268 and encodes 953 amino acids.
UAAUCUGGAUCUGCAAAUUAAAUUGAACCUGAAAUAAAAUCCGAGUUUGGGGGUUGCAUUUUAAUCAUGACUAACACUAACAAGCUGCACAUCAUGUCUCUGAAGUCUUUUGAAGCAGUUCAACUCCUCCUCGCCAGUUUGAUCAGGCCCGCCUCCUGUCAGCGUUGCUCCAGCACCAGAUGCCGGCUGCUCUCCCACAGGGUGCACUCUUUCUUCAGUCUCAUCAGUCUGCGUUCAUUGUGACUCUGAAAAAGAUGACCCAUGAAGCCUAAUCCGGAUAUUUGAUGUCAUGUUUUCACGCACUCUCUGAUUUCUAAAAUCAGAGGUAGGGCUAUGACUUUUUCGUGCACCUGAAUUUAUUGGUGACGGGCUAUUUGUUAUUUCUUUUAUCUACGAGCCUCACAUAAUGUAUAAGUUAGGCUUUGUCAUUGUGAUAAGCUGCGCGUUUGUUCCAUGGGGAUCUGGAGGGCCAAAGCCCCUGGCUGAAAAUCCCAGGUCCCAACUUGAGAGCAGUGCAGAGCAAAAUGACAGACUGCAAGAGGAGAUAGAAGGCCGACAGAACAUUCUCUCCAAGCUGCUGGGUGAUUAUGACAAAGUGAAAGCCCUCUCGGAAGGCUCUGACUGUCGGUGUAAAUGUGUUGUCAGACCCCUGAGCAGGAGCGCCUGUCGACGGAUAGAAGAAGGGAGCGCCUCCGCGCAGGACUUCUACACCGUGGAGACCAUCACUUCUGGACCGGAGUGCAAGUGCGCCUGCAUCGCCCCACCAUCAGCGGUCAACCCCUGCGAGGGAGAGUACAGGCUAAAAAAGCUUAGGGAAGCUGGGAACGAAAAUGUGAAGCUGUCCACCAUACUUGAGCUGCUGGAGGGAUCCUUCUAUGGCAUGGAUCUACUGAAGCUGCACUCCGUUACCAACAAGCUCAUUGAUCGCGUGGAUCACAUCGAAAAGGCGGUGUCUCUCAAUCCGUCUUUGGAUGAGGUGAAGACCAGGGAAGGUCCUACUAGUCAAACAGGUUUAACUGAAAGCCCGACUCCGCUUCCCCAUCAGCUUCAGGAUGGAAAGAUAGUUGGAGAGGUUAGCAGAGCAGCAGCAUAUCAAGACCCAGAGUUGGUGUCUCUGAAUCCAUCUGUGGAUGAGGUGAAGUUUUGGGAGAGUACUUCUGUUCAAGCAAGUGUGACUGAAAGCCGACCUACUCCUCUUCCCCAUCAGUAUAAGGAUGGGAAGGCAGUUGGUGAGGUCAGCAGGGCAGCAGCAAAUCAAGACCCAGAGGAAAAGUAUGACGGGAAACCCUUCUUACGCACAGACGGCUCUGGUCAGAUCAUUGAGGUCGGACCUCAGGUGACCCUCAAAAGUAGCGCUGAUAAGGAGGCUUCUCAGGUGUCAAAGGCUGGAUCAUCUGGAAUGAUUAUCAGAGGAAUGACUUUUUAUAAAUCUGAGCCUGAUCCGAUGGUGGCAGAUGAUGGGGAGCCUGGAGAGAACUUUUUUGAGUAUCAUGGUUUGAGCGGUGACGGCCCAGAUAACCUCUUUAUCGAAGAGAAUCUGCUUCAGCCCAGAUCUCCUCGGCCCUGGACCAGAGAAGGACUGAGAUUGUUUCGACCAAAAACAACAGGUCCUUUGCACACGCCUAAGAAGACCAGCCAAUCAAAAAACACAAAAGAAACUGAGCCCAUCUUAAAAACUCAUCAAAGCUUUAUCAGUGCCAUGGGAACCACAUCAGUGGAUGUGUCUUCAGUUGCACAGAGUGACACAUCCACGGUGAGAAGCAUCAGCUUUGGACCACCCAUCGCAGAAAACAAACAAAGGACCACGAACAUCGCGCCUCAGACUACUCAAACAGUCACUGCUGGAAUCACCAACAGGCCAGUCCCUUCGCUGACUGAAGCAGCAGACAUUUCGUUAAGUAUUACUCAACAGAAAAAGAACAAAACCUCAGUCCAAGCCUCUGAAAAUACAACGACGGAGGAAAAUGUACAAACAUUCACAACAACAAAUACACCCACCAGUGUGAAGGAACCCUCUGGUCUGGAGCUAAACCACCAAUUGCAAACCAUAGCUGGCAGUACUUCAGCUAAUCCAGGUUCUGUUGAACUAAAUCCAACAACAAAGCCUUUAACUACCAGCCUGGAGUCUACUAUGACCCUCACAACCCACGCUGGCCCGACCACAGCACCAGUACAUCCCACAACAGCUUCCACAACUGCUACCUCCACACAGGCUGCUACUACAAAACAACCAGAAGAAACAACAUCCACCGACGUUUCAGGCUCAGAUUUGCCACAGACACCAACAGCUUUGCUUCCUGCAGCAUUAACUACCUCGUCUUCAACCACCACCACCAGCACUACUACCACCACUACCACUACCAAACAGGCUGCUCAGGUCAAACAGAGAUACAAAAUCAGCUGGGAAGAGGAAGGACACAUGGAACUAGACGAACCGAUGCAGAGGCAUGAGGAAUCCAGGCCAAAGAAACCUGAGGAGUGCAAGGACACUUUGGCAACAAUCUCCGAGCCAGUCACUCACAACACCUACGGCAGAAAUGAGGGAGCAUGGAUGAAGGAUCCAAAAUCUGAUAAUGGCAAAAUUUAUGUGACAAACUUCUAUUAUGGAAACAACCUUCUGGAAUUCCGCAACCUGGAAGUUUUCAAGCAAGGCCGUUUCAGUAACUCUUACAAGCUUCCUUACAACUGGAUUGGCACAGGCCAUGUGGUCUAUGGCGGGGCCUUCUAUUACAAUCGCGCCUUCUCCCGUGACAUCAUCAAGUUUGACCUACGACAGCGUUACGUGGCUGCCUGGACCAUGUUGCACGAUGCCCUGUAUGAAGACUCAUCGUCGCCUUGGGAUUGGCGUAGCCACUCGGACAUCGAUUUUGCCGUGGACGAGAGCGGCCUGUGGAUCAUCUACCCGGCGCUGGAUGAUGAGGGCUUCUUACAGGAAGUGGUUGUCCUAAGUCGACUGGACCCCUCAGACCUCACCAUGCAAAGGGAGACCACUUGGAGAACGGGGCUCAAGCGAAACCACUUCGGGAACUGCUUCGUUGUGUGUGGCGUCCUGUAUGCUGUUGACAGCUAUAACCAAAGAGACGCCAACCUGGAAUAUGCCUUCGACACACACACAAACACUCAAAUGAUUCCCAGAAUGCCCUUCAUCAACAACUACACCUACACCACCCAGAUUGACUACAAUCCUAAGGAGGGUGUUUUGUACGCAUGGGACAAUGGACACCAAGUCACAUACAACAUAAAGUUUGCCUAUGUUGAUGCUCAGUAAAGAUCUGUUUUAAGUGUAAUUAUUAAUACUGUGGUUUAUGGAUUGUAGAUCAGUCCACAUGGCUUUAUGUAUGGAGAGAACGGAGGGGCCAAAUGUAUAAAAUUCAAUAUAUUGUGUUCAAAAUUGUUCUUAUUAAGAUUUUUUUUUUGUAUUUCUACUUAAAAUAAGUUAAUAAGACUUACUCCUCAGUCCACACAUCAAGUUGAGUUCUAUACUCUCAUCAGCCACUUUAUUAGGUAUACACUGCUGCCUUAAUUCUUCAUGGCACAGACUCAAGAAGAUGCUGGAAACAUUCCUCAGAUUUUGGUCCAUAUUGACAGGAUAGCUACACACAGUUGCUGCACAUUUAUUGGCUGUACCUCCAUGACGGCAAUCUCCCAUUCAACCACAUCUCAAAGGUGGGUUGCGAUCUGGUGGCUGUUGAUGCCAUUUCAAGUUAACUAGUAAACAGUGAAGUAACAGGGAACUCAUUGUCAUGUUUAAGAAAUGACUUUGAGUUCAUCUGAACUUUGUGACAGGAAGCAGCCACCAAAGGAUGGGUACACUGUCGUCAUAAAGAGAUGGAUAUGGUGAGUAAUAAUACUCAGGGGCACAAAAUUGGAAUAGAGCCUUUUGGUACUUUAAGGAGAGUGUGCCAAGAAACUCCCACAAGCAUGGAUGGCUCUUUCAUGUUGUUUACACCAAAUUUUGACCCAAUCAUCUGAAAGUUCCAGCAGAAAUGGAGGCUCAGACUAAGAAAUGUUCUUUUCAAUCUUCUAUAGUGCAAUAUUGAUUAGUCUGUGGAGACUGUAGCCUCAAUUUCUUGGUCUUUGCUGAUAGCACCCAGUAUGGUCUUCUGUUGUCGUAGUCCAUCUGCUUCAAGGUACAACAUGUGCAAUCAGACAUGCUCUUCUGCAUAGCUCGGUUUUAAUGAGUGUUUGUUUGAGUUACUGAUGCCUUGCAACAGCUCAUACAGUCCUCUGAUCUCUGGUAUCGCCAAGGCAUUUAGAACUGCUGCAAACAGGAUAUUUUCUCUUUUUUUUUGGAGCAUUCUCUAUAAAGCCUACAUAUGGCUACGUGGGAAAACCCCAGUAGUUCAGCAAAAAUAUACAGACCAGCCGACCUGACAACAACAACCACGCCAAGUUCUGCAAAGUCUCCUAAAUCACCUUUCCCCCAUUGUAAUGUCUAGUUUCACCAGAUGGAUAGGGUCGUUUCCCCAUGCCUAAAUGCACUCAGCUGCUGCAGUUUGAUGGGCUGCAUUAAUAAGCAGUUGAACAGGUGUACCUAACAAAGUGGCCGGUGAAUGAACAUUGGAAUGCUACAAAAGAGUAGCUGAAUAAUGUCGAAAUGUUUCUGAUCAACAGCUCUGUUCAAAGAAACAGAAUUCAUACACAGUUUUGUAUCCUUUUUGAACUUUCAGCCUUAUUUGCCACACAUCCUUCCUCACAUGAAAGUGCUUACUCCCUCCAUAUCAGACUGCUUUGAGGAGACUGCAAUAAAGUUUUGAGAUGCUAACAGAAAAUGUCUUCAUUGUCUGGCUAAACACGGAUAAUACCUAAUUGGCUCUAAUCAUAGCUUGCACGUAUUAAUUAAACUCAAAUGCUGUGAGGAUAGAAGGAAACCAGGCAGGAAAGGACUAAAAAGAAAAGAACAUAAAUACAGACAUAAAAUGAAUGACUGUUCAAACCUGUAAUUUAAACCACUGUUACUGGUUGUAAAGUUAUUGUGGGAGAAAAUACCCUGGAACGGCUUUUCUACCUGAGGAAAAAAACAAAUGUAUUCUGUUUAGGGUUUCCCCCAACAGCUCAACAGAUACGAACACACGGCUACAGAAAAUCCAGUGUUUAUUUUGGUUUCUGCACAUACAUAAAAAAAAAAUAAAACAAGUUUUUUUUAUUGUACUUUUUCUUUGCCCCCAUAUACAGCAGGGAUGCAGCGAAAACACUGUGGUGACCCAAAUGUAUUUCUGUAAGCAGAAAGGAAUUUACACACAAAGAGAAGGCCUGUGUUGGUAAAGAAAGAAAAAACAGCACAGCACAAUCCUGCAACGAAAAGAAAUUCACUUUUAGAGAUACAGAGAGGACUUCGCUUUAUCGCUAUGUACAGGAACAGGAAACGGGUUACUAAUUCUGAUCACAUAUUUUUAUCUAUUUAUUUUAUGUGAUUUAUUAUAUAAGAUCUGUCUCUAUUCAUAGCUUAACAAAAAAACAAAUAUAAGAAAUUAAAAGCCAGAACAGUACAUCCAAUGUUCUGCAUUAAUUGUGCAAAUUUUACCCUCAAAUUAGCAAAACAAAUCAUAGACCAUCAUAAUUAAACACAAAAAUGCAACUGUUCUCAAAUGCAGUAAAUAAAAGCAGGAGCUGUGUGGACGGAGAAGUACUCACAGUUUGUUUUUUGAAACCAGUGGUUAAACAUCAGGCCUUUUACUGUAACUAUUAAGUGUUUAUGCAACUGAAAAAGGCAUUUUUUGCCAUUAUAUCAAUUGGGAUUUAUCGUCUCAUAAGUUCAAGUUAGUAAGUUGAAAUUUUGAUAUAGAAAACUGAAACUUGUUGAAUGUUUUUAUUUCAGUGGCAAAAACGAGCUUUUAUAAGAUAUGAUGAAGCUUUUUUUAUGCCCUGGGAUAAAAUUUGAAGAUGUCCACACAGUGAACUGAAUAGAAGCUAGUUUUUAUGCAUAAAUAGAUUUUCUAUCUGCCAUUUAUUAUUUCAUAUAUAAAACAUGUUUUUCGGAGGCAACAGGAAUAACAAAAAAGCAUUUAAAAAAAAAUCACCAAAAUAAAAAUGAACUAAAGCUAAAGAAAAAAAACAACUUGACUUCUGAAUUUUUCAAAGGAAAAAAAAUGAGGGAAUUGGAUUAAACCACAGAUGUUUGCUGUUACAAAAUAACAGCAAUAAAUAUGUACAGUAUCCAAACCUUUCCAUGAAUAUAGAAACACAGUGAAGACCCGAAAAAAUUAACUGGUGAAAAUCUUCAUCAACAGCAAUAGAAACCAGCAGAUAACAGAGCAAUUAGCCAGAUAGCGUUCAAAGAUCACUUAACUUCCUGAGUUUGUGCCUCUGUUGCUGCAGAUAACACAUCUGUCAUGUCUGACUACAUCACUGAUAAGAUUUGCUUUAUUCAGAGACAGAAAGAAAUUAUUAUAGCACUCCAUUUUGUAGCAAUCAGAUACAUACAAACAUAGGUCAUUUUAAAUAAAAAUGCAUUUUUAAAAUGUAUUUAAUGUUUUUUAAGCACACACACACACACACACACACACACACACACACACACACACACACACACACACACACA